Mollisia scopiformis is the source of this 3956-nucleotide messenger RNA. Its product is annotated as potassium/sodium efflux P-type ATPase. The record is from RefSeq and is a predicted model, not a curated record. NCBI's taxonomy places the organism in Eukaryota, Fungi, Ascomycota, Leotiomycetes, Helotiales, Mollisiaceae. The transcript has 5 exons. The coding region runs from base 430 to 3879 and encodes 1149 amino acids. Gene Ontology annotation, biological process: intracellular calcium ion homeostasis; calcium ion transmembrane transport. Gene Ontology annotation, cellular component: plasma membrane. Gene Ontology annotation, molecular function: P-type calcium transporter activity; ATP hydrolysis activity; ATP binding.
CGCCUCCGUUAUCAGUCAUUUCCUCUCCUCACGCCAUCACGCCAAGCCUCUCCCAGAUUCCGCCACGAAUUUCCGCUCGCUUAGCUCAACCACACUGGUUGAGAUUUGGAGACCAAGCCUUUAGUCUCUUGUCACUCCCACUACACGAACGCCGACUAUCACCGAUAUCAUGAUGAAUGCAUGUAAGCCCUUGGCCUUUCCUUGGGACUGGUGGAGCUUCUACGUUCCGUUAUCAUGGCUUCCAUCCGUCUUUGCCGUCUGGGGAUAUAUAUGGCGGGGUAAUUCCUCCUUGGGAUUUUGAGAAACAUCAACCUAUUCUUUGUGCAAAACAAAGCCAUUCCCUACGAUUCCCUUGACUAGGAAUCGAACCACUCGAUAGAUAUUAUUGUAUUAGUCAAAAUAUACACGUGUCAAACAAACGCAGUCAAGAUGGCACCCAAGCAACAACCACACCAGACUACAAAUGUCCAUCCCUUUCUGUUGACAGUCCCUGAUAUAGCCCAACAAUUAGGCACGAACCUUGAGACUGGGUUGAGUAAGAGGCAAGUGACAGAUCUGCAAAGGGACUGUCCUCCAAAUGAGUUGGAAGGAGGUGGUGGCAUUGCUUGGUACAAGAUUCUGAUCAAGCAGAUGAGCAAUGCCAUGAUUUUGGUACUUGUCUUUGCGAUGGCUUUAAGUUACGGUGUAGGCGAUUACAUCGAGGGGGGAGUCCUCACAGCUGUCAUCGUCCUCAAUGUUUCCAUUGGCUUCUUCCAAGAGUAUAAAGCAGAAAAGAAGAUGGAUUCAUUGCGAGCACUGUCAUCACCAAGUGCUGCUGUUCUACGGGAUGGGCGAAUUGACGUCAUCCCAAGUGCGCAAGUUGUUCCAGGAGACAUCGUGAUUCUGAAGACGGGCGACACAGUUCCAGCGGACCUACGAAUCUUUGAAGCCAUGAACCUCAACUGCGAUGAGAAAUCAUUAACAGGCGAGGCAGAACCCGUCGAGAAACGUAUCGAAAACGACAUCAUUGUGCCUGGAUCUCGAGACAAAUUGGCAACAGAGGAAGGACAAGUCGGCAUUGGCGAUAGGUUCAACAUGGUGUACUCUACCACGACUGUCACCAAAGGACGUGGUCGAGGAAUUGUUACAUUUACUGGUAUGCAAACAGAAGUUGGCAAGAUCGCAUCAUCGACCACGAAGAAGAAACGCAAACCUGGACGUUCCAUGAACUACAAGAAAUACGGCAAAACGCAACCUGUAAAGGGUCUCACUCGACGAAUCUACGACUUCGUUGGCAAGUUUCUCGGCCUAACUGAAGGUACCCCUCUUCAACGAAAGCUGUCCAAAGUCGCAUACAUUCUGUUUGGCUGCGCAAUACUGCUUGCUAUUGUCGUCUUUGGUGUCAAUAAAUUCAACGUCACGGACGAAGUUGCGAUCUACGCCAUCUCUACCGGAAUUGCUAUCAUCCCAGAAUCUCUCAUUGCCGUCUUGACGAUUACCAUGGUUGUUGGCAUGACAGUCAUGCGACGAGCAAACGUGGUCAUCCGUGAUCUUUCGGCCCUCGAAGCCCUUGGUGGUGUGACCAAUAUCUGCUCUGACAAGACUGGAACACUUACACAGGGUGCUAUGAUCGUCAAGAAAGUUUGGCUGCCAAGAACUGGUGUGUAUACCGUGAACAAUUCGACAGAUCCAUGCGAUCCAACACAAGGAAAUGUCACUCUAGGGCCUGAGGCGCCUCGAAGAUCUUCAAUUCAAUCAUCAGAAUCAUCGUCCGAUCCAGAGAAAACCGAUUACGACCAAGAACGAAGUACGGCCGCUUUGAAAUUCGACAUACCUCCUGCGAAGGCUGCGAAAGACCAGGCAGGUUGGACUCAAACACCAGACGAAGUCGCAAAGUUGACUCCACAACUUGAAGAAUUCCUUCGAGGUAUCGCUCUAUGUAAUUUAGCCACCGUCUCACAUGAGAAAAUCGAGAGCGAAAAUUGCGAGUCCUGGCGAGCCACAGGAGAACCCACUGAAAUUGCUCUUCAAGUCUUCGCUCACCGAUUCAACCACGGCAAAAAGCAACUUGAAUCUCAGGGUUGGAGACAAGUUGCAGAGUUCCCCUUUGAUAGCAACAUCAAACGCAUGUCUGUUGUCUACACAGAUGACGACCUACUAACACUUGUUUACACCAAAGGUGCUGUUGAGCGGGUCCUUGAUCUUUGCACGACCGUCCGAUGGAACCACAAGGAGGAACCUCUUACUGAAGGUUUCAGAAAGCACGUACUCAACCAAAUGAACGAUCUCGCUGAACAGGGCCAACGAGUUCUUGCUGUUGCUUCCGGAACCAUUUACGGAAAAUAUCCAGCUCGAUACAGCGACGAGGUCAUGAGGCCGAAGAUUGAACGAGGACUAUCUCUGAUUGGACUUGUUGGAAUCUAUGAUCCUCCCCGUGAGGAAACUAAAGAAGCAAUCCGAGAAUGUUCUCAAGCAGACAUCAAAGUCCACAUGCUUACCGGGGAUCAUCCAGCUACAGCAACCGCAAUCGCAAAAGAGAUUGGAAUUGUUCCACGCAAUCUUGGCAUCCUACCAAAGGACGUAUCUGAUGCAAUCAUCCAAAAAGCUACUGACUUUGACGCUAUGACAGACACUCAGAUCGAUGCUCUUCCCGAGCUGCCUCUCGUCAUAGCUCGUUGCGCCCCCAAUACAAAGACUAGAAUGAUCGAAGCGCUCCGCCGUCGCGGUCUCUUCAUGGCCAUGACCGGAGAUGGAGUUAAUGACGCCCCCAGCCUUUCGUCAGCGGAUGUUGGUAUCGCUAUGGGAAUGACAGGUAGUGAUGUGGCCAAGGGGGCAGCAAAGAUUGUUCUCACGGACGACAAAUUUAACAGUAUCGUCUCUGCCAUCAGAGAAGGACGACGCAUGUUCGACAAUAUCCAAAAAUUUGUCAUGCAUCUCCUCACAUCCAACGUUGGAGAAGUGAUUCUCUUGAUUGCUGGUUUGGGCUUCCAGGACAGGUCUUCGCAAUCUGUGUUCCCUUUGUCGCCGUUACAAAUUCUCUGGAUCAAUAUGCUUACCUCCUCGUUCCCGGCGUUCGGUCUCGGAAGAGAGAAAGCAAGUUCGGAUAUCAUGCGUCGCCCACCACACAGCAUGAAAUUCGGAGUCUUUACCCCUCAGAUAAUGGUCGACAUGCUCGUCUAUGGUAUUUUGAUGGGAACUUGCACUCUCCUCACUUUCGUAAUUAUCAUCUAUGGUGUUUAUGACGGCCGUCUUGGCCGUGAUUGCAACAGGACUUACAACACGGAUAAUUACCAGGAUACGUGCGAGCCUGUCUUCAGGGCUAGAGCCGCAGUUUUUGCGGAGCUGACAUGGUUGAUUUUGGUCAGUGCUUGGGAAUUCAAGAGCAUCAGACGAAGCAUGUUCCGCUUGAAUCCUGAAUCAGAGAGCAGAUUUCCGUUCUUCAAAGACAUUUUCGAAAACAGAUUCUUAUUCUGGGCUGUUGUCAUUGGAGCCCUGUCUGUCUUCCCAGCAGUAUAUAUUCCGGGCCUCAACACCAAAGUCUUCAAGCACGUCGGAAUAUCAUGGGAAUGGGCUCUCUCAGCUGGAGCGGUGCUAGUUUUUGUUCUUGGGAUCGAGGCUUGGAAAGCUUGCAAGAGAUAUUUCAAGUUGUUUGAGAUUGUAGGAGUUGGCGAGGAAGAGAAGAGAGGUAGGGGAUUGGGAUUGAAACAAGGGUUCUUUACGAUGGCCAAGAGUAGGACAAAUUCGAUCAGGAGUUUGAGUCGUAGGCGGACUGGUGGGAGCGAGAUGAGUGCUACUGAAAAGCUAGCGGACUUGUCAAUGGUGAGCGCGGCUCCUACAACGAGGAGUUUGCUAAGGAGUGAUGAGGUGAGGUUGGGUGGGACGAUACCAGAAAGGACUUGAUUGGAUUUGACACUGGGAGGCGUUUUGGAGUAUAGAAUUUAUAGAAUAGAAACUGAAUAGAACGUUCUAACUCUGGU